AUGGCAGAGCAGCGCGCUGCCACGAAGUCUCCCGUGGGAUCACCUCCCAAGUCACCUGAGGCUGCGACGCCGGGUGCCGCAUCACCCGGUCCCGAUCAAGCCCCCGAUCAAGCUCCCGAGGCGACGAUUGAGGCAAACGAUGCGCCGGCUGAUGAGGGAGAUGGAUAUUCCACAGCUUCUGACACCAGCUCUAAUGCCACGGCUUCGUUAUCGUCUUCUGUUCGGGACUUCAAUUUUGAGAACAAGCGACGCUACCACAAAUACAAGGAAGGGCGAUAUGCCUUUCCUAACGAUGACGCGGAACAAGAGCGAGAAGAUAUGAAGCACAGCAUGGUAGUAACACUAUGCGGGGGAGCAUUGCAUAGCGCACCCCUCCAGAACCCGCAGAAGAUCCUGGAUAUCGGUACCGGAACUGGGAUCUGGGCUAUUGACAUGGGUGAUGAAUACCCUGAAGCUCAAGUCACGGGUAUUGAUUUGAGCCCAAUCCAACCUGCAUACGUACCGCCGAACGUUGCAUUUAUCGUAGACGAUGCCGAGUCGGAAUGGCUCUACGCAGAUGACUCAAUUGAUUACAUUCAUGUUCGAAACAUGGGCGCGGCGAUCAAAAAUUGGGAAAAGCUGUUGGCGCAGGCGUAUAGGGUGCUUAAACCGGGUGGGUGGAUCGAACUGCAAGAGAUGAAGUGGAACUUCAACUGCGACGAUGGCACGAUGGGACCCGAUUACGCACUCACUAAGAUGAUGAAGUUGGUCUGGGAAGGCCUCGGAAAGUUUGGAAUCGAGGCUGAUGUAGCUGAUACUAAUCCUCAGCGCUUGAAGGAUGCUGGAUUCGUUCAUCAAGUCCACGAUGCCGUGAAAGUGCCAGUGGGAGAGUGGCCCAAGAGAAAGGAUCUGAGCAAGAUUGGAGCCUACUGCAAAGCUGUUCUCUAUGAUGGCAUCCAUGCAGUCACGAUCGGUCCCUUGACUAGAGGUCUGGGGUGGACUUCUGAUGAAGUUGAGGUGUUCUUGGUUGACGUGCGCAAGGACUUGCUGAACAACUCGAUUCACUCUUACGUGUACUAUCAUUCGCUUGCGGGCCAAAAGCCAAAAGAGGAGAAAGCAUGA
Colletotrichum chrysophilum is the source of this 1101-nucleotide messenger RNA. RefSeq lists its product as uncharacterized. The record is from RefSeq and is a predicted model, not a curated record. Bases 1 to 1101 code for a protein of 366 amino acids. The transcript is spliced from 3 exons. Lineage: Eukaryota; Fungi; Ascomycota; Sordariomycetes; Glomerellales; Glomerellaceae. Gene Ontology annotation, molecular function: methyltransferase activity.